AUUAACACAUGAACAUUUAACACAGUGGAGACAGAGCUGACUUCCAAAAUGAUUUGGCGACCCCCAGAAAUCAUCUCAAGACCCCAAUUUGGGUCCCGAGCCCAAGGUUGAGAACAGCUACUCUAGAGGGUUAAUCUCUACUACACAGUGCUGUAAUGAAUAUCCGUCAGGUAACUCAACUCCUCUCUGAUGUCAUGAAAAGUAAUUGAAACCUUGCAGAAGGCUGCAGCCAUGGAGCCGACCGGAUCCCCGCCUCUCACCGGACAAAAACUCCGCUAUGGGGAGAAGCUCGACUGUGGGAACAUGGCGCACUUACUCUGGAUUAACUUUCGCCAGGAAAAAGUUUGGAAGUGCGCUGAAUAGCACACCAAUCCGCCCAGUUUAUCGAUAAGUGAGCGCGCUGCAGACUGUCAGUGUGUUGGGCUGGACUCGAACUCUUCUCGCAUUGUUUCUGAUGGUGUGUUUUCCUGUCCUGCCUCACUGGGAUGAAAGUUUGUCGCCGCCGGAUUUAGCCGAGAGCAGGAUGGAAAAGCAAAGAACGAGGAAAGAAAAGUUCUCUCUGUUCGGUUCUCGCUCCACCAGCAGGACCACCAACCCUCCCUCCUCCUCCUCCUCCUCUUCCUCCCCCGUCGUCCCUUCAGCCUCGCCGGCAGUGAAAAGGAUCGACCGGCCGUCCGCCGCUCCUCCCGCUCCGCCCGGUUUAAGCAAAGCUGAGUUCCUGGAGCGCGUGCGGCGCAGUAACCAGGCCUGCCAGCAGGGGGAGUACGCUCUGGCGGUGCGUCUCUACAGCGAGGCGCUGACCGCCGACCCUCAGAACUGCAUCCUGUACAGUAACCGCUCCGCCGCCUAUCUCCGGCUGGGCCAGUACGGCACGGCGCUGGACGACGCCAUCAAAGCACGACUCAUCAACCCCAAGUGGCCCAAGGCCUACUUUCGUCAGGGGGUUGCCCUGCAGUACCUGGGUCGCCAUGCCGACGCCCUGGCAGCUUUCGCCUCCGGCCUCGCCCAGGACCCCAAGAGUCUGCAGCUGCUGGUCGGCAUGGUGGAGGCCGCCAUGAAGUCUCCCCUCAGAGACACUCUAGAGCCGACCUACCAGCAGCUGCAGAAGAUGAAGCUGGAUAAGAGUCCCUUCGUGGUGGUGUCGGUCAUCGGUCAGGAGCUGCUGACUCACAGCUUCCACGGCGCCUCCGUGGUGGUGCUGGAGGCCGGGCUGAAGAUCGGCACAUGCUCGCUGAAGCUGCGAGGAUCCGUCUUCUCUGCCCUGAGCUCCGCCUACUGGUCUCUGGGGAACGCGGAGAAGAGCAUGGCGUACAUGCAGCAGGACCUGGAGGUCACCAAGACUCUGGGUGACCAGUCAGGUGAGUGCCGCGCUCACGGGAACCUCGGCUCCGCCCUCUUCUCUAAAGGAAGCUACAGAGAAGCGCUGGCCAAUCACAGGAACCAGCUGGUGCUCGCCAUGAAGCUCAAGGACAGGGAGGCAGCGUCGGGCGCUCUGAGCGGUCUGGGUCAUGUGUACACGGCUAUCGGCGACUACCCCAACGCGCUGGCGAGCCACAAACAGUGUGUGCUGUUGGCGCGACAGACGCAGUGCCAGCUCUCCGAGGCGCGCCAGCUGGGCAACAUGGGCGCCGUGUACACGGCGCUGGGAGACUUCACCAACGCCGUGCAGAGCCACGAGCAGCACCUGGACAUCGCUAAGACUCUGGAUAACCGGCGUGAGGAGGCGCGGGCGUACAGUAACCUGGGGAGUGCCUACCACUCCCAGCGGGACUUCGAUAAGGCCAUAUCGUACCACACACGAGUCCUGGAGCUGGCUCAGGAGCUGGGAGACAGAGCGGUGGAGAUGAGGGCGUACGCCGGGCUGGGGCACGCCGCACGGUGCAUGCAGGACCUGGAGCGAGCUCGUCAGCACCACCAGCACCAGCUGGAGAUCGCUCAGGAGCUUCAGGACAGAGCGGCUCAGGGCCGAGCGUCCUCCAACCUGGGCAUCAUCCACCAGAUGAAGGGCGAGUAUGAAACAGCGCUGAAGCUGCAUAAAGCCCACCUGGCCUUCGCCCAGGAGCUGAGUGACUACGCUGCCCAGGGCAGGGCGUACGGCAACAUGGGCAACGCCUACCACGCCCUGGGCAUCUACGAGCAGGCCGUCCGCUACCACCGCCAGGAGCUGCAGAUCUCUCUGGAGGUGAAUGAUCGUCCGUCUCAGGCCUCCACACACGGGAACCUGGCCGUGGCGUACCAGGCUCUGGGGGCUCACGACCGCGCUCUGCAGCACUACCUUCAUCACCUCACCAUCGCACGGGAGCUCCGGGACACGCAGAGCGAGGCCAGGGCGCUAGCAAACUUGGGGAACUUCCACAGCUGGAGAGGAGAGUACGCUCAGGCCCUGCCGUACUACCAGCAGUACCUGGCUCUGGCUCCGGGUCUGCAGGACCUGGAGGGAGAGGGGAAGGUCUGCCACAACCUCGGCUACGCUCACUACUGCCUGGGACAGUACCGGGACGCUGUCAGGUAUUAUGAGCAGGAUCUGGCCCUGGCCAAGGACCUGCAGGACAAGUUGGCCCAGGCCAAAGCCUACUGUAACCUGGGUCUGGCCCACAAAGCUCUGGGGGAGUACAAGAAGGCUGAGGAGUGUCAGAGAUACCUGCUGUCUCUGGCUCAAACACUGGACAACACACAGGCGGUGUUCAGGGCCUUUGGGAACCUGGGCGAUGUGUGUGUGUGUCGGGGUGAUCUCCCCGGAGCCGUCAGGUUCUACCAGCAGCAGCUGAGUCUGGCUCAGAAGGUCGACAACCAGAAGAUGGAGGCCGACGCCUACUCUGCUCUGGGAUCAGUUCACAGGUUGCUCCGGCAGCUGGAUGCAGCGUUGUCCUUCCACAGUCAGGAGCUGACCCUACGCAAGGAUCUGGGGGACCAGCAGGGGGAGUGCCGCGCCCUCGGGCACCUGGCGGCGGUCCACAUGGCGCUGGGAGACUACGCCACCACCUUCCAGUGUUACGAGGCCCAGCUGGGCCUGGCGCAGGGGCUCAGGGACGCCCGGCUGGAGGCGCAGGUCCACGGGAACAUGGGCAUCACCAAGAUGAACAUGGCCGUGUUCGAGGAGGCCAUCGGUUACUUCGAGCAGCAGCUGGCCAUGCUGCAGCAGCUGAGCGGGACGGAGAGCAUGCUGGACCGAGGCCGGGCCUACGGGAACCUGGCAGACUGCUACGACGCUCUGGGAGACUACGAGGAGGCCAUCCAGUACUACGAGAAGUACCUGACGGUGGCUCAGAGUCUCAACCACGUCCAGGACCAGGAGAAGGCCUACAGAGGACUCGGCAAUGCUCACAGGUCUUUGGGCAGCCUGCAGCAGGCGUUGGUGUGCUUUGAGAAGCGUCUGGUUGUGGCUCAUGAGCUCGGAGGAGAAGGAGGCGGGAAGGCUCAGGCGUACGGGGAGCUGGGCACCUUACACAGCCAGCUGGGCAACUACGAGCAGUCGCUGUCCUGCCUGGAGCACCAGCUGAACAUCGCACGCACAGCAGGGGAUAAAUCCCUGGAAGCGGAGGCGAGCGAUGCACUUGGAGGCGUUUAUCAGCUGAUGGCAGACAAUGAGACGGCGCUGCAGUGGCACCAGCGGGCUCUGGACAUCUCGGAGCAGACGGGCUGUGUGAGGAGUCAGGGCCGGGCCUACGGGAACCUGGGUCUGACCUACGAGGCUCUGGGGAAACACGAGCGGGCCGUGGUGUUCCAGGAGCAGCACCUCAGCGUGGCGGCGCAGACCAACGACCUGAUCGCUAAAACUCUGGCCUACGGCAGCCUGGGGAGGACACACCACGCCCUGCAGAACUACGCUCAGGCUGUGAUGUACCUGCAGGAAGGUCUGCGUCUGGCCGAGCAGUUAGGUCGCAGAGAAGACGAAGCAAAGAUCCGCCACCGGCUCGGCCUCUCGCUGUGGGCCGGAGGAAACCUGGAGGAGGCCCAGCACCAGUUGUACAGAGCGUCCGUUUUGUUCGAGACGAUCCGUCAUGAGACGCAGCACAGCACAGAUUACAAACUCUCUCUGUUUGAUCUGCAAACCAGCUCGUACCAGGCUCUCCAGAGGGUCCUCGUCAGCCUCGGACGCCACGACGAGGCGCUGGCCAUAGCGGAGCGAGGCCGGACACGAGCCUUCGCCGACCUUCUGGUGGAGCGGCAGCAAGGAAGCCAGGCGGCGGCGAGCGCCGACCCUUACAUCCCCGUCACCGUGGAGCACAUCCUGGAGACGGUGAACGGCCAGAGGGCCGUGGUGCUCUACUACUCUCUGGCUGGAGGGUUCCUCUACAGCUGGCUCAUAGCUCCAGGGACAGGUAUUGUGAAGUUUAACGAGGUGGAUCUGGGCGAGGCCACGGUGGAGGAGUUCCACGAUGGAGGAGGAGGAGGAGGAGGAGGUGGAGGGAGUCCUCAGGCUGGAGGAGCAGGAGGAGGUCCUCUGUCUCUGGAUCAGUACAUCUGUAACGCCAGAGAGGCUCUGGGCGUGGACAGCCACUACAGCAGAGUUUGUUCCAGCAGUGAGACUGAGAGUGAAGCUGGAGAUCUGUUGGAGCAGCAGUUUGAGGAGCUCAACAACAAGCUGACGUCAGCCACCGACCCCACAGGAUACCUGCGCAUGGUGUCCAGGAACAACCUCUUCAACAGGAGCUGUCAGAGCAUGACGAGUCUCUACAGCGCCACCGUGUCUCCAGUGAAGGACAGUUUAUCGUCUCCUCCUCACCGCCUCAGUAACAUCAGCAAACCUCCUCUACGAGCUCUGUACGACCUGCUCAUCGCUCCCAUGGAAGGGGGCCUGAUGCACAGCAGUGGACCUGUGGGCCGCCACAGACAGCUGGUGCUGGUGCUGGAGGGAGAGCUGUACCUGAUCCCGUUCGCUCUGCUCAAAGGCAGCUCGUCCAACGAGUACCUGUACGAACGCUUCAGCCUCAUCUCUGUCCCUUCUCUCAGCAGCCUGGGAGCCGCCAUCAAGCCUCAUCCUCGCCGCGGCGGCCCGUUGCUGUGCUCAGACGGAGGCUCCGUGGCGGCGGUGGUCGGGGCCCCUCGCCUGCCCUCCUCUGUGAUGGACCGCUGGCUGUGGGGCCCGCUGCCUUCAGCCCAGGACGAGGCUCUGUGGCUGGGGGAGCAGCUGGGCUGUCACCCCCUCACCGGAGCCAACGCAACCAGGGAGCGCGUGCUCGCCGCCCUGAGCCAGGCAGAGUGCGUCCAUUUCGCCACUCACAUAUCCUGGAAGCUCGCCGCUCUGGUGCUCGCCCCCAGCCAGGAGCACGCCGGGGGAGAGGGCGGGGCCGGCGGGCGUCCUCGGGAGAAGUCGCCGUGCGGAGGGUCGACCUCGGGCGGGUUUGCAAAGAGUCACAGCAGCCCGGAAAGACUCAGAGCAGCAGAGGACGCCAGCGAGGACGGGGAGAGUGUGUGUGACGUAGAGAGUGUGUGUGACAGCCCGCCGCUUCACGACUUCCUCCUCACUGCUGCUGAUAUUCUGGACCUGUGUUUGACCGUCAAACUGGUGGUUUUAAGGUUGUACCCGGAGUCCAGCAGCAGGGUGACGGCGGACGGUGUGGUGGGUCUGACCCGAGCCUUCCUGGCUGCAGGGGUGCAGUGUGUGUGUGUCUCCCUGUGGCCCGUUCCCAUCGCCGCCUCCAAACUUUUCACACACACCUUCUACACGGCUCUGCUGAACGGGACCAAAGCCAGCGUGGCGCUGACGGAGGCCAUGAAGAUUCUGCAGAGCAGCAAACACUUCUCACACCCGUCCAACUGGGCCGGCUACAUGCUGAUUGGCAGCGAUGUGAAGCUGAACAGUCCCAUGUCUCUGGUUGGUCAGGCUCUGUCAGAGAUCCUGCAGCACCCAGAGAGAGCCAGAGACGCCCUGAGAGUGCUGCUGCACCUGGUUGAGAAGUCUUUGCAGCGCAUUCAGAGCGGCCAGUGCAACCCGAUGUACACCUCACAGCAGAGUGUGGAGAACAAGGUCUGCGGGGUGCCCGGCUGGCAGGCCCUCCUGUCUGCGGUGGGUUUCCGGUUAGACUUCUCCGGCAGCGGCGCUGGACUCCCCGCGGCGGUUUUCUUCCCGACCUCGGACCCUGGAGACCGGCUGCAGCAGUGCAGCACCACUCUGCAGUCCCUGCUCGGUCUCACUCCUCCAGCUCUGCAGGCGCUCUGCAAACUGGUCACAGUGUCUGAGGCCGGAGAGCAGCUCAUUCACAAGGCGGUUAAAAGCAUGGUGGGAAUGCUCCACCAGGUGCUGGUUCAGCUGCAGUCGGGCGACAAAGAACAAGACUUCUCUCUGGCUCCCAUCCAGGUGUCCAUCAGCGUGCAGCUCUGGAGGCUUCCAGGCUGCCACGAGUUCCUGGCGGCGCUCGGUUUUGACCUGUGUGAGGUGGGUCAGGAGGAGGUGGUGUUGAAGACGGGGAAGCAGGCCAGCAGGCGCAUCAUGCACUUCGCCCUGCAGGCUCUCCUCGCUCUGUUUGACUCCACAGAGCUCCCCAAGCGUCUGAGCAUGGACAGCUCCUCGUCCCUGGAGUCCCUGUCCUCCUCUCAGUCCGCCUCCCAGCCUCACUCCCUGCCCCUCUCCUUCGGCUGCUACCCUCCUCAGCCCUCCUUCUUGCCCCCCGUGUGCCCCGACAACCUCUCCUGCGACGCCAUCUCCGUCUACAGCCUCAGCUCCCUCGCCUCCUCCCUCAGCUUCCUGUCCCGGCCCGAGCCCGCAGGAAGUGACAUCAUCAGCCAGCGCUCGUCCCAUCAGCACGAUCUGGAGAGAGCUCGCGGGGGGGGAGGAGGGGGGCUCUACGCCUCGCAGCGCCACUCGGGCGGCCUGUCCAGAGGUCGACUGACCAAUCGGGGCGGAGGAGCGUCAGGAGAGGGGGAGGAGGAGGAGUACGAGGGGUACUCCAUCAUCAGCAGCGAGCCGCUAGGGCGAGGGAGGAGGGAGUGUGACACGCUGCCUCUACCUGCAGGACACAGACACGGCAGAGGAGGAGCAGGGAGGGGGGCUGCCGGGGGUCACGGGGGUCACGGGUACCCCAUCACAGUCUCCUCUAAAGGAAGCAUCAGCACGCCAACGUCUCCCAUCAAAGCGCCACCGCCACCGCCACCACUUAAAGUUCCCACCAAGCCCAGGCAGGAAAUCUCACCUCCUCAGAGGACGGGGAAAGGGAAGGUCAGCAGCUCGGAGUCGGACCAGUCGAGCACGGAGACGGACAGCACGGUGAAGUCCCAGGAGGAGAGGAUGGGGCCCGCGGGACAGCUGGACCCCCAGGAGCUGGCCCAGAAGAUCCUGGAGGAGACGCAGAGCCACAUGCAGGCUGUGGAGAGCCUGCAGAAGGCAAACCUCCGCGGGAGAGAAGACGCACACGCCAGGACGCCGUCGCUGUCCACUCCCUCAACGCCCACUCUGUCCCCCAGCGGAGGAGGACGAGGCUUCCAGCCCUCUGAGACCAGCGCGUUCAGCAGACCCCCCAGCAGAGCCAGCCUGAAGGCCUGCUCCUCUCCUCUCUCCCUCUCCACCCAUCUGUCCCCCCUCUCUGCUUCUGUCUCCACGCCUCCGCCGACUCGGCCCAAACCUCCGUCCCGCUCCUCGUCUCUGCAGAAGAUCAGCUCUGGCUACAGCAGCCCGGCCCGCUCCUCUCCCUCUUUAUCUCUCUCUGUGAAAGAACAAGCUUCUCCAGAUUUGCAGGCUCAGCUCAAACUCAAGUACCCUACCUCACCUUACACCACCCACAUCUCCCCGUCACACUCUCCUGCUGACAGCGCCCCCUCGCCGGCCCUGUCCUACUCCUCCACCGGAUCCGUUUCAGCCUCCUCCAGUCCUGCAAACACCCCGGAACUCACCCAGUCCAAGCGGGACCAUAAAGUCCAGGCCAUUCAUAACUUAAAGACCUUCUGGGCCAACGCGGGCCAGAAACACGAGGGGCCCUGCCCUGCCAGUUUGCUCCGAGGCGGGAAUAAAAAAAUGAGUACAGUCCAGAAAGAUGUUCUGGGUUUGCUUAAUCUCUCACCGAGACACGAUUCUGUGAGCAGGAACGGAGAAGGAGGAUCUGAGGAUCACAGCACUGCUGACAGGGCGAACGGGCACCAGAAACUGGAGACUAAACCUCCUCCGGCUCCGUCGUCUAACUCUAAAGGAGCCAUCAAACUCCCCUCUGGGAACGGCUACAAGUUUCUCUCACCCGGACAUUUUUUUCCAUCCUCUAAAUGUUGAGAGUGUCAUGCUGAACCCGGAGCCAGAGGGCCAAACUUCUCUUCCAUUUCUGGUGUUUGUGCUACGACAUAUGGAAGCUCAUUUCUGCAAGAGAAAGAAAAAAAUAAGAUGAAAACUUAACCUUGUGGUGAAAAAAUAGAUCCUGUGAUAUAAUAAGAAGCUUUCUUGAAAUCAAGACUUAGUAUUGCAACAUAAUGACUUAAUAUCUCACAAUAAUGAGAAACUUGGUCAAAAUAAAUCUUGAAAUAAUCACUUAGUAUUUCAACAAAUCAACUUUGCAUUGCACCUUAUGACACCAUUAUUUGAAAAUAAUGAGAACGUUUGACAAAAUAAUGACUUUUCAUAAUAACUUAGUAUCUACAUAAUGACUUAGUAUCCCAAAACAAUUAGAAACUUCAAUGUAAACUGUAACAAAAUAAAGACUCAUCUCAAAUGUUGUCAAAAUUAUGGCUUAUCUCAAUAUUAUGUCUUUGUAUCUCAGCAUUUUAUGACUAUUUGAGAUACUAAGUCAUUAUUUCUAGAAAGUUUCUCAUUAGCAUGACUAACAGGAUCUUUUUUAUUUAACCACAUUGGCAGAAAUUAACUUCCACAAUGACAGAAUCCAUUUGUCAGCUAAAUACUACCACAUUUUUUAGCAAUACCUGCUGAAGACUAAGAAUAAAAAAAGUACUGUUUGAUACUGACAGUGAUUUUACAUGUCACUACUUUUUUGUGAAGGGAUGUUAAUGUUUGAAUGUGAUGACUGUGCCUUCUUCUGGAGAGAGCUGGAAGGACUUUAAUGUUUUCCUGACUGACAGAAACCAUGUGUGUGUACUGGAUGCCUGACAAAACCUUCCCUGUCCAGAAAUGCUCGCUAUAUUUGUGUAAGUUGAUUUAUUGUGUGAUAAUUAUUGUUAAAUGUCAUUAUCAGCGCUUAUUGUUGUCAUUUAUUUUGUAAAGUAAGCUGUGUUUUCCGGUCAUUAUUACACAUUUUAUAAAUCCAAUUAAAGGAAGACGUAAGGAAAACAUUUUGAUAUUUUUUAUGGAGAUUUGAUGUGCGUGUCAGCAUGGUACCUCUUGCUGUUCAGUGUGUCAGUGACUUUAUAAUGUACCAUUUUGCAGCGGUGCCAGACUCCCAUUUAGAAAAGUGGACAAAUAAAAAUGUUCCUUUCCUUG
Molecule: messenger RNA, 9355 nt
Organism: Centropristis striata (black sea bass)
Lineage: Eukaryota; Metazoa; Chordata; Actinopteri; Perciformes; Serranidae
Gene: ttc28
Product: tetratricopeptide repeat domain 28
Exons: 35
Coding region: 455-8200 (2581 amino acids)
Molecular function (GO): protein binding
Source: RefSeq, a predicted model, not a curated record